UCCUCUUAAAGGGGACGCGUCUCUGUCUGCAGGAACACAUCACAUCAGAUCACAUCAGAUCACAUCAGAUGGGAAGAAGAUCCUCUAGAAAUGCUCCCCAGACUCCAGGGCCUGGAUAAACCUGCAGGACUCAGACUGUAGCUGUGAGGGCUGCAGGCUCCACUAAACACGAUGCAGUCCCUGCCCAUGGAAGUGGGAAGCAGCAGCAGCAGCAGCUCAGCUCCCAGCGACACAUCUGGCCCGGUGGUGCAGGUGUGCUUCCCCAGCGCUCAGGCCUCGGUGCUGGACAGCCUGAACCGGCAGAGAGAAGAGGGCAGGCUCUGUGACCUCUCCAUCCACGUCCAGGGACAAGUGUUCAAAGCCCACCGCUGCGUCCUGGCCGCCUCCUCGCCCUACUUCCAUGACCAGGUACUACUGAAGAACAUGUCUACAGUCUCCAUCCCGGCAGCAAUGGACCCGCUGGCGUUUGAGAGCGUGCUGAGCUGCGCCUACACCGGUCAGCUCCGGAUGUUGCGCGAGGACAUCGUCAACUACCUCACGGUGGGCAGCGUCCUGCAGAUGUGGCACAUCGUGGACAAAUGCACGGAGCUGCUGAAGGAGGGCCGGGCUGCAGCGGGAGGAGGGAGCAGCGGAGGAGGCGGUGGCGUGCAGGACGGCGUCGGAGGAGGAGACGGAGGGUCAGCCAACCUCGGAUGCAGCAGCAGCAAUGGUGACGGCGUCGCAGGCGGGGGUGAUGGAGUCGGUAGCGACGGCGGUGCUGGUGGCGGUCAAGCCCAGGUGGUAGGGUCCAACGAGCCCCAGCGUGCCUCCCAAGCUCCCAGCCGGCCGUCGGUGAGCGAGAGCCAGUCUCCCAGCAGCACCAACUAUUUCAGCCCCAGGGACGGGAGCAGCUUCGGAGGGAGCGGUGCCACCGCAGCGGGGGCCUCAGCGGACGGAGGCGGGGCGAGCAACACCCCCAGCUACUGCACGCCAUCGGGAGGAGAGGAAGCCUUCCUUAUCGAGGAAGAGGAGGAGGAAGUCGAGGAGGAAGAGGAGGAGGUGUUGUACCACCAAAGGAAGAGAGGAAGAGGAGGAGGCAGUGGGAGGAGGAAGAAAAUGAGCUCAGUGUCAGAGCAGGAAGUUGGGGUCAGCGACAGCUUUGGCGUUUCUUCUUAUCAGGAUGGGGAGCACUCUGCGUUGCCGCUGCAGAAGCGUCCUGCCUACAGCCAGCCCAGCAUCAUGCCUCGUAAACAGUGGGUGGUGGUGAAAACCGAACGCAUGGAGGACGACGACCUCAUCGUGGUGUCCGGGGAGGACGAAGGAGAAGACGAGGAGGACGAGGAUGAGAGGGAGAUGGAGCUGGCCAGAGAGAGGGAGAGAAGCGACUUCAACAUCUCCAACGUCAGGAGCCUUCAAGCUGAUCUGGGAGGCAGAGCGGAGAGCGACAUGGACUCACAGGUGGACUACUGCCACUCUUCAGAAGACUACCUCAAGUUUGAAGGCAGUUUAAUGGACCAGACUUUAGCUCAGCACCUUCAUGACAGCGCAGCAGGUCAGAACCAGAGCACUAACCGCGCCGUGUCCGCCCUACUGGGCCAGGUCCAGUCUGCGGCCUCGGCCCGGGCCCAGCUCUUCCCCCUGGACAUGCAGGGGAACCAGAUCCUCCUCUACAGCCAGGCCUCCGGACUCUCUCUGGACACUGCCCCCCCUCCCCUGGGGAUGCCGGGCGGUAUGAUCGGCGGAGCCUCUUUCAAAGGCCCCGGUCUGGAGCACGGUGCGGUCCACCUGUCGGUGCAGGGCGGUCUGGGAGUCGACGGCAUGGACGGCGGGGGGAUCGGAGGUGGAAGCGGGAGUGGUGGCAGCAACGGCGCCGGGGGUUCUGGGAAAGUGUUUAUGUGCCACUGCGGUAAGACCUUCACCCACAAGAGCAUGAGGGACCGCCACAUCAACAUGCACCUGGACCUGAGGCCCUUCCACUGCCCCGUCUGCGCCAAGAAGUUCAAGAUGAAGCAUCACCUCACGGAGCACAUGAAGACGCACACGGGCCUCAAGCCGUACGACUGCCUCGGCUGCGGCAAGAAGUUCAUGUGGCGCGACAGCUUCAUGAGGCACCGCUCGCACUGCGAGAGGCGCAGCGGGAUGGGAGAGGGCGGCGAAGGCGGGAGCGGCGGCGAGGGAGGGAGAAGAGGAGGAGGUGGAGGCGAGGAUGGGUCGGAUUUGAUUUCCUCCCCUCACCUCCUUCUGUCUGCGGGGGAGGGAGGACAUGGCGGUAUUCUGGGAGGAGGAGGAGGGAGAGGAGGAGUGGCUGUUUCUUCUCCACAUCUUUCCGGCGGUGUUCUGUCGCCGCAUCACGCCGGCGUCUCGGCAACAGGAAGUAGCAGCAGUAACAACAGUAACAGCAGCAGUGCUGCUCUGGGCCACAACAUGGCCGCCGCGGGGGCGCUUCUAGGGGUCGUCUCCCAGGGUCCCGGUCAGGGAUCGGGGAUGUUUGCCGGUCUAGGGUUGGGUCGAGGUGUGUGUGAUGAAGACGUGUGUGAAGUCGGUGCCAACGAUAGUAGCGUGACUUAAGUGUGUGUUAUGUCCAACGGGCGCCUCUUUCUCCACGCUUCUCCUUCCUGCUGCUGUUUUUACAAUAAAGUCAACUUGGAAGAAACUCUCUCAACUGCCAAAACUCAACAUUUCAAACAGGAAGUGCGUACUUUGUCACGAGUGGAGGCGAAGCUCCCGUUGGACCUGCAAGUGUUUAUAGAGAAAUGGGACUUUGAGAUUCCAGUCGGCUGCUCUGCCGUGGAGUUUGCCGUCGUGCUGCAUCUCAAAUCAACCGCAAUUCUUUUGGAAACUUGCCUCCAAAAAGUGGCCUCAUUAAAAGAAACGGACCUCUUAGUCUCAGUGAGUAAGCUAUUGUUUUAAAUAUAAAGUUUAUUUUUUUGUUUUUUUUGCAGAAGAAUGCUUUGAGAGGAAACCAAAAAUGAAGAGACAUAACUGUUUCUGUCUGUGGCAACAUUAUAGUAUCAGUAGAGUUAAAAAAACAAACAAAUGGCUGUUCUAAAUUGCUGUGAUUUUCUGCAGUAUUGUAUUGUAACGUAUCACCGUCAUGUGAUUU
Sebastes umbrosus (honeycomb rockfish) is the source of this 3082-nucleotide messenger RNA. RefSeq names its product zinc finger and BTB domain containing 22b (gene zbtb22b). The coding region runs from base 172 to 2547 and encodes 791 amino acids. The record is from RefSeq and is a predicted model, not a curated record. Lineage: Eukaryota; Metazoa; Chordata; Actinopteri; Perciformes; Sebastidae. The transcript has 5 exons. Gene Ontology annotation, molecular function: DNA-binding transcription factor activity, RNA polymerase II-specific; protein binding; RNA polymerase II cis-regulatory region sequence-specific DNA binding. Gene Ontology annotation, biological process: regulation of transcription by RNA polymerase II.